Molecule: messenger RNA, 1047 nt
Organism: Aspergillus puulaauensis
Lineage: Eukaryota; Fungi; Ascomycota; Eurotiomycetes; Eurotiales; Aspergillaceae
Exons: 5
Coding region: 1-1047 (348 amino acids)
Source: RefSeq, a predicted model, not a curated record
AUGACGAUCUACCAUGAUGGAUCGAUGACCAGCAUGAUGGCUUCUCAUGUGAGCGAUAAGAUACUAUGGCUAUGCCUUGGUGUCUCUCUUUUCUUUGCCGUCCGAGGGAUUGCGGCCGACCUCCGCAGCGUGAACGAGUUGACUGAGAUUAAGAAUGACGACAGUGAUGACAAGAUUAUCAGUGAAGGCACAGAAGACGCCCUCAGACUAGACACGCUAUUGAAACUCUCCAACAGCACAAGCUACGACCUUCGUUCUGCUGCACUGCGCAUAAUCGCCGAGCGAUCUGUCAAGGCAGAUACUCGAAAUUUAUUGCUGAAGGAUUUAGCAAGCAAGAACGCCGAACGACGAAACAAAGCGAUCCCUGCGGCGUUCUUCCUGGUAUCAAAUCGAGCCCUUUCUCGUACAUCGGUAUGCUCUCGAUUGAAGGAUUUCCCAACAUACACAGCCUUGGUUGACUGCCUUUGCAAUCUCCUCGGCGAGCAUGUUGAAAAGACCUCGGACACGGUCUCCCCGAUAUUCCCUAGGACACGACCCCCUGGGGAAAUAAAAGCUAUGAGAACGCUGAAUAUACUUCUUCAAGAGAACACUCCAGCAGCGCUGGAGGCCGGCAUCGUCAGCCGGUGGCUCACCAACUAUCCAUUUCCCUGUGCUCUAACUGAACCCUCACGGCGACAGGAUGUGGUGAUCCUCAUGAAAACAUGGUGGGCUGACGAUGCUGUGAUGAGCGCCAUCUUUGGUACCCUUUCAUCCCAUCCCGAAGGUGCUAAGCAGCUUCGAAAAUAUGGGUUGAUGGGCAGCAUGCUGGAAGAAAACGACCACGAUGGACUUAGCGACGACAAUGACGACGAAGACGAAGAAAGCGAUGUGUGGAUGGUAGAUGGAGAAGAUACUGCGGGUUCUAGACGGAUCCCUGCACGGCGGCAUCGAGACCGCAAUAUCGAAGAGCAAGCUUUGAGAAGGCGCAGGAGGGAAGCCAUGGUGUUGAGUGACGGAAGGCGCCCGAUAGGGAAUGAUGAUAUUAUACAAUUUCCGAUCGCUAAUUGA